AUGGCAUCAAGGAAUGAUGGUAUUCAACUUCUUUUACAAGCAGAGAAGAGUGCUAGCGAAAAAGUUAACGAGGCAAAAAGACGUAAAGCAAGACGAUUGAAAGAAGCUAAAGCGGAGGCUCAGGCAGAAAUUGAGGCUGAACGAGCAGAGCGCGAGCAUCAUUUCAAGAUAUGUGAGGAUAAGAUACUUGGUCGCCGAUCAGAAAUAGAACUUCAGAUUCAGAAGUUGACUCAGGAGAUAAUCAACACUCAGACCACUUCAGUUAAUUUACAUAAAGAAGAUGCUAUCAAUAUGUUGCUUAGUUGUGAACACAAAGGUGAAUUACACUAUAAGUGUACAAAAAUUGCUCAAGAAAUUGCUAAUGAAGAACAAUGUGAGAUCAGUAUGGAUAUAGUGUGUUUGGCCACUGAAUUAACUUUUCGUUUUUAUCAAAUUCUUGCUACUGAUUUAGAGGCAUUCAGUAAGCAUGCAAAACGUUCAACUGUUACUGCUGAAGAUGUGUUUUGUUUUGUACGAAGAAAUCCUCGAUUACUGCAGCAUUUGAUGGAUUACCAUAAAAGUCAAACUGAGAAUAACAGACAAGUAACAUUGGAUACUACUGGUGAAAAUUGUAAAGCAAAACAAAAAACCAAAGCUUGCAGAAGGAAACCCAUUGGAAAUAAAACGGACAUCAACGAAUCAAAAAAGGCUGAUGGAACAAAUACAAUACAGUUGGCGUGAAUAAGAUUCAAGCAGAUUUAUUAUUUUGUAAUAUUACUGUCUGAAAAUGUUAGCUGUUUUUGUUAAAAUCUCAACAGUAUGUUGUUCCUUGUAUUUCCCUUUUCUUCUCCUCAAAUGAACUUAAAAACCUGUUUUUGUUUUAUAAACCGUCAACGGUUUAUGUGGAUUUUGGAGUAUAUACCUCACAGGUUUUAUUGAAUCAAACUCUUUUUUAUUACUAACGUUUACCAUUUUGAUGGAAUAUUUCAAAAUGACUGUACUUUUCGUUUCAUC
Messenger RNA from Heterobilharzia americana, 993 nucleotides. The record is from the annotation of a GenBank genome assembly. NCBI's taxonomy places the organism in Eukaryota, Metazoa, Platyhelminthes, Trematoda, Strigeidida, Schistosomatidae.